Molecule: messenger RNA, 985 nt
Organism: Aspergillus steynii IBT 23096
Lineage: Eukaryota; Fungi; Ascomycota; Eurotiomycetes; Eurotiales; Aspergillaceae
Product: transferase hexapeptide domain protein
Exons: 1
Coding region: 68-832 (254 amino acids)
Biological process (GO): mitotic spindle organization
Cellular component (GO): dynactin complex
Molecular function (GO): dynein complex binding
Source: RefSeq, a predicted model, not a curated record
CACCAACACCAACACCUCUACAUACUACCUACCUCACCAAACCACAAAUACAAAUACAACCCACGAAAUGGAUCCCCCUCGCAAACCACCAAGCUCAACCUCAACCUCAACCUCCCACCUAAAACCCCCUCCCCACCACACCCCCCGACCAACCACAACAACAAGCUCCUCAGGAGGCACACCGGCACCACCACGCGCGCCCGUAACCGCACACCCCAGCGCCACAAUCGCCGAAACGACAAUCUUCCAAGGGACGCACGCGAUCUCCAUCGGCGCGGGGACAGUGAUUCACCCACGAGCGCGCCUCUACUCCUUCCACGGCCCCAUCAUCAUCGAAGAGACGUGCAUCAUCGGCGAAAAGAGCGUGAUUGGAACACCACCGCCCACCACUUCCACCCUCCCUUCUACUUCUCCAGGGGACAGAGUCGGGGAACAAGACACCGCCCUCCCCACCACGCUCUCGGCGUCCGUGACCCUCGGCCCCGGCGUGACCGUCCACUCCGGGACGCGGCUGCACACGGGGGUCCUGGUGGAAGCGCUGGCGACGGUGCGUGCCCGGGUGAGUGUGGGCGCGCACUCGAAGAUCUGUGCGGGCUGCGAGGUGGCGGAGAGGACGGAGCUGAGGGAGUGGAUGGUUGUUUGGGGGAGUGGCGGGGUGGGACAGCGGAGACGGGUCAGGGCGAAGGGGAAGAUGAGCUCGGCGACGGCGGCGGCGCAGGGGGUGCAGGCUUUGGAGGCCGGGGUGAUUGAGGAGGCGCGGUUGAUGGUGUUGAGGAAGGAGAGGGAGGCGCUGGCGAGGUUGAUUGGGGCGAGUUCGGGGAGACGGAGAUAGAGGUAUUUACCUGGGGCAUAUGGUUCAGACAGGGUUAAUGAUUGAGAUGAGAUGGGUUUUUUACUGAUAUUUUGCAUGAUGCGUGCGUUCGAUACCCAUGAUAGAGUUCUACAAUGUUAUUAUUAGUGUCAAGACUACAACGAUUGAUGGUGG